Messenger RNA from Prorocentrum cordatum, 1549 nucleotides. The record is from the annotation of a GenBank genome assembly. NCBI's taxonomy places the organism in Eukaryota, Dinophyceae, Prorocentrales, Prorocentraceae.
GAGAUGCGCAGGGCUCAGGCUGGUCGGCGGCAGACCUUGCAGUCUUGAUACCGUACCCGUUGCGACUGCUGCGCUACCAUACCCAGGGAUCCGUGCAUGCAGAUUGGCGCCAGCGGGCACAAGGGAUGCGCUGGGCUGGUUCGGCCACGAUCUUGCAGGGUCUUGUGAUUGCAGGCGGUGCCGCGCCCCUGCAGGCCCUGCGCCUGGGCGACUGGAGCUCGGGCGCCCAGCAGAUCCCCUCGCGCCUCGCGGCAGCCAGGGACCGGGCCGCCGAGCUGGCGGGGCUGCCCUCGGUUGACGCGAGGAACCUCCUCGGCGCCGUCCGCGCCGCCUGCGGCUCCACCCACGACACCGUCCUGGUCACGAUCACGGACGGGGGCAUGGACUUCGCAUCGAACAUGCUGGCGAGCCUGGAGGCGGUGGACGCGUACGUGCCGCGCCUCGUCGUGGGCAUGGGCCGCGACUUGUGCGUGCAUUUCCGGCAGUUCGUGAAGACGACGUGCGUGGAGGUCUAUGACGACAGCAACACGACAGAGCAGAUAGCAUGGGGGACCCACGAGUACUGGCAGGUCGUCUUCAGAAAGCACGUCCUCCUGACAGUCAUCGCGUCUAGCGACCUUUCCGACAGCAUCAUUUACACAGACCCCGACAUAGUCUUUCUUGACAGCCCAAUUGGCCACCUUUCCAACACUUCGUUCCAGGCCAACGACGACAUUACAUUCUCUCCCAACAACAUGCUGGAGAUAAAUGCCACGAGCGUUGAGGAUUUGGCAAGCAGGUACGAGACGAACGGCUUGGUGAACAUCACUCUUGGGUCCAAGCGGCGGCAUCCUGACAUCAAUAGUGGACUGUUCCACAUGUUUGCUUCCCCAAUCGUUGCGCAGUUCUUCUUGAGGGCGGUGAAGAUCUUGAAGGCUCAGGAGUUUGUUCACGGCCACUACCAGCAGUUCUCCCUCGUUAAGGCCUUGGCCGACCUCCCUGGGAUUCGCGUGGGAGUCGCCAGGGCGGACCAGUUCGUGAACGGCAACGUCUUCUGGGGCCACCGCGCACUGCUGCACCCCGACCGCGUGGUGUCCGUCCACGCGAACUGGAUAGCUGCCCUCUCCUCUGCGCAGGCCGUGCCUCCAGGCCGCGGGGCUCUGGCAGCCGCCGCCCCCCGCGGCCCCCCGCGCGGCGCUGGCGGCCCGCGCGCGGCCCGCCGCGCGGUUCUCCUUCGGCAGCUCGGCCGACACCGCCGUGAUGGACGAGCGCCACGCCACCGUGCUGGCGUGCCACCGGGGCUAGCGGCCUGGCGGCCGUGCCUCCAGGCCGCGGGGCUCUGGCAGCCGCCGCCCCCCGCGGCCCCCCGCGCGGCGCUGGCGGCCCGCGCGCGGCCCGCCGCGCGGCUCUCCUUCGGCAGCUCGGCCGACACCGCCGUGAUGGACGAGCGCCACGCCACCGUGCUGGCGUGCCACCGGGGCUAGCGGCCUGGCGGUGCGGGGGGCCUCCUCCUCCUCCUCCCUCCCUCCUCCUCCCUCCUCCUCCUCCCUCCUCCUCCUCCUCCUCCUCC